GCUCGCUCCUCUUUCUAGCUCAGACUGCCACCACUGGGGUCAUUUCCAGACGCCAGGCCAUGGCAGAAGCAGCCAAGAUGGACGCCGGCUGCACAAUGGGACUGAGUGUCACGGUCUUUGUGAUGGCCCUCCUGCUCUCUGGUGCUGCUUCCCUUAGGAUACAGGCUUAUUUCAACAAGACUGCAGACCUGCCAUGCCAGUUUACAAACUCUCAAAGCAGAAGCCUAAGUGAGCUGGUAGUAUUUUGGCAGGACCACGAGAGGUUGGUUCUGUAUGAGCUCUUCUUAGGCAGAGAGAAACCUGACAAUGUGGAUCCUAAGUACAUUGGCCGCACAAGCUUUGACCAGAACAGUUGGAACCUACAACUUCACAACGUUCAGAUCAAGGACAAGGGCGUGUAUCAAUGUUUUGUCCAUCACAGAGGGGCCAAAGGGCUGGUUCCCAUCUACCAGAUGAAUUCUGAGCUGUCAGUGCUUGCUAAUUUCACUCAACCGGAAAUAACAUUAAUUUCUAAUAUAACAAGAAAUUCUGCCAUAAAUUUGACCUGCUCGUCUGUACAAGGCUACCCAGAACCUAAGAAGAUGUUCUUUGUGCUAAAAACUGAGAAUGCAACCACUGAGUACGAUGGCGUCAUGCAGAAGUCUCAAGAUAAUGUCACAGGACUGUACAGCAUUUCCAUCAGCGGAUCUAUCGCGUUCUCAGAUGAUAUAAGAAACGCAACCAUUUACUGUGUCCUGCAAACUGAGUCCACAGAGACACACUCCCAGCAUUUCACUAUAGUGCCUGCGGACCCCAUGCCAGUGGAAAAACCAAGGCUCUGGAUUGCAGCUGUGGCUCUCACCCUGAUCGUUGUGUGUGCGAUUGUGUUGUUUCUAACACUGUGGAAGAGGAAGAAGGAACAGCAGCCCGGUGUCGCCUGUGAGUGUGAAACCAUCAAAAUGGAUAAGGCAGAGAAUGAGCCUGUGGAGGAAAGAGUAAAAAUCCACGAACCUGAAAAAUUCGGCAAAGCAGCCAAGUGUGUUCAUCGUUUGAAGACACCCUCAAGUGACAAAAGUGCUGCACAUUUUUAAUUAAAGAGUAAAAUCUAUAUUCAUAUCCACUUUUUAUACACUUUCUUCUGCAAGUUUUUGGUCAGCCUUUUAUAUUUCUCCCAGAAGGCAAGAAAAUAUUACCAUUGGUGGUAGUGGGAGCUCCAGGACUCUAAGUGAAACAGCCUCAUUACAGUGCUAGCUCUGUUCCUUAUGCCAGGAGCAGAUCUUACUUCUCUAACUGCUUCUUAUAAUUUCUGAGCACACUGUGGGCCAAGCUCCCCUAGGUCAGUCCUGGUCUUGGGAAAAUGGUUAGGACCAAUGCCUUCUGCUUCAUAUUGGAUUCCUCUCUUAAUUGUAUGUCAUGUUUUCAUAGAGAACUCCCAGUCCCUAGAAUUCUGGCUUUUGUCUACUUUGAAUUCUAAGGUGGUGCCUCAUUUCAUCUUGUCUGCCUGAGACUGAGCAACUACCUCUUCAGUCAGGGGGGAGUUAUAUACUAUGACUUUAUAGUGUUAGUAUUAAUAUUUUGAUAUAAUAUAAUCAUCUGAUUACUAUGCUCUAGAAGUCUGCUCCUGUUAUGGAGUACUUGUCCCUCUGUUUCAAGGUCAGUAAGGGAAAUAGUAGCCUUCUAUACAGGCAAGAAUGAGCAGCCAACCAUAAUUGUGGGAAAUUAGGAACCUUGGCGAUGGAACCAACCUGGAUCCUAGAACCACUCCCAUCUGGGCUGUUGCUAAUAUUGAGGAAAAUCCACCUGCCCAUUAAGCUCUGAAUAAGCCUUAGCAGAGAGCACUGAAUACAGCAGGAGAGUGCUGGACUGUGUCAGGGGAGCCCCCAGUCUAUUCUUGAAAAACUGACUCAGAUGAUGAGUCAAAUACUCAGAGGGAAAAAAAGAAAGAUCUCAACCAACAGACACACAUGCAAUGUCUGGUCUGUCUGGUCCUUCUAUAAGCCUUGGAACAAGCAAUGGAGACCAUCUGCCCAAAUGGACUUAGAUAGCAGUUUCGCUGGUGACUGGUGAAGGGUUUUGAUGAGACCCAAGCUUCAUGAUGAUGUUUCAUCUGGCUGGAAGCACAGCUGUGGAGGCACAGCUGUCAUUUUGACAAUGGGAUGACCUGAAGAAGGCUGAGGAUCCUUACCACUCCCAGUUGAGAGAAAGAGCUGGAUUACAAGAGCAGGACACUAAUCACCCCGAAGCUUUCUUGGCAUGCAGAUGUCCCAAGCGGAUAUGGAAUGGUCCAGAAUAAGGUCAGUGCACUUGAGUUUGAGACUGUGUAUGUUCAAGACAAUGACACAGAAACCGUAUACAAGAGAGGAAUAGUCUGGUAGAGACAAAUUAGCAACCUUAACUCCAAGGUGGCAUCAGCAAAAGAUGGAACAGCCUCAUUCCAAACCUAAAGAAAACUUUGGGAGGCCCGGGCCACAGAAUUAGUUCUUUAUAUUUUACAUAAAGGACCUCUGAGGGUUGUAGACAGCUGUGCUAGUCGUGUGCAUCCGUGUAAAAUCACUGUUGUGCUCCCUGCCCCUGCCUUCAUUGGACUCCUAGCACCUGGCUGGUU
Lepus europaeus (European hare) is the source of this 2584-nucleotide messenger RNA. It is a transcript of the gene CD86, whose product is annotated as CD86 molecule. Lineage: Eukaryota; Metazoa; Chordata; Mammalia; Lagomorpha; Leporidae. Gene Ontology annotation, biological process: cell surface receptor signaling pathway; negative regulation of T cell proliferation; positive regulation of T cell proliferation. Gene Ontology annotation, cellular component: external side of plasma membrane. The record is from RefSeq and is a predicted model, not a curated record. The transcript is spliced from 7 exons. The coding region runs from base 60 to 1070 and encodes 336 amino acids.